Linum trigynum is the source of this 2726-nucleotide messenger RNA. Lineage: Eukaryota; Viridiplantae; Streptophyta; Magnoliopsida; Malpighiales; Linaceae. The record is from the annotation of a GenBank genome assembly.
CGAAUUUUGACAAAAUUAAUAUUGGAACAAGAAACGGAUAAACAAUUAAUAUAGGGAGUUGUUGGAUUAUAUACCCACCGAAGCUAUUAUUUAAUAAAAAAAAUUAAAGAAAUUGGCAUCAAUUAUGCCCGUCGGUUUUAAUUUGAGGUAGCAGUGUUUUGCAGCCAAUUUCGGUCGAUCAAAACGAGUUUCUGCAACCUGUUCGGGAACAACGGCAACGGGCUUAAAUGGCCCAAAUGAAUCGUGAACUUAAGCCCAUACAGAAAACAGAGACAAGAUGCCCAAAGAUAGUCCAUAAAGCCCAAUGACCACUAAGAAGAUCACCUCAUCUUCUUCACCAGCCACAUCAUCGUCCCCUCCUCCACCCACAAGCUGCUUCACUGCUUCGAGCUUUCGCCUCUCCUCUUCUCCAAACACAGAUGGCGCAAGUACUGACCAACGCUUUCCUCCAAAUCAAAUCCAUCUCUCCUCCGCUGCUCUCCGCCACAAAGGCGAAGGCUGUGGCCGGAAGGAAUAGCGGAGGAUGCGGAGGUCUGCAGGUAACGUGCCGGAAGAAGGAGAUACACCCGGAGUUCCACACGGACUCCAAAGUGUACUGCAACGGGGAGCUGGUGAUGACCACCGGCGGGACACAGGAGGAGUACAACAUUGACGUUUGGUCCGGCAACCACCCUUUCUACCUGGGGAACCGCUCCGGCGUGCUUGUGGACGCGGACCAGGUCGAGAAGUUCCGGAAGAAGUUCGGGGAGCUGACGCAGCUUAUGCAGAUCCCUGUGCUCAAGGGCGAGAUUGUUUUGCCCAGCAGGAAGAAAUCCGGAAAGGGCAAGAAGAAGUAGAAAGAACAGUGAACAACUCGCAGCUGGUGUAUGUAGGUUUCAGAUUGGUGUAAUUGGGUUCUCUGUUCAGUUUGAGAAUUGUGAAGUACAAUUUGCCCCAACAUGAAAUUGCAGAUAAUGUGUUCGAUAAAAUGUCCCAGUAAGUAUUGCACUUCAGAGCUGUUUCUUCAAUCGAGCUGAAUAUUCUUUCAAUCCUCCUAGCGUUCAUGGCGGAUUCGAUUCUGAGCAUUUUUGGGUGGCAUAUAGAGAAAAGAGACUAUCUUUUAGCAUAAUUCAUUCUCACACUGUAUUUGGAUAUAGUUGAGAGCCUCUACAGAUUUGUCUAUGGUCUAAUACAUGCCAUGGAUGGCUUAUUUAAGGAAACAUGAAACAUCAGCAGCAGCAGCAGCAGGCAGCAUAUGUUGAACUUUUGAUUUCAGCAUUUGAUAUAGCAGAAGCAAGCAAAUCCAGGGAACUGUGCAUGACAAGCUCCACUAAAUGCCUUUUUCCAGUUCUUGCAUUGUCGAUUUGCAGUUGCCAGAGUUAUGCAUAAUUCCAUUGAAUUCAAGUUGAGCCUGUGGGAGUCUUAAGAGUAGAUGUCAGAUGGGAAGUCGUGUUAAUUUUAGGUCUGAAUCUCACCAGUUGAAACUAAGUGGAAGAGGAAUAGGGUGAUCAGGGCAAGAGCAUCCUUAGCCAUGCCUGCUUUUACUAUGAUGGAGUCUCAUAUUUCGAGAGCCAGUGUUGUGUUGUGUUGUGUUGUGAAUUGUGACUAUCAUAAGGACUCAAGUCCAAGUGGUGUAGAUGCAAAAGGGUCAGCUUUCCAUGGAAGAAGAUAACAAGCUAGCUACUGUAAUAUGGUUUGCCUUUGGAUUAAAACGAUGACAGAGCAGGGAAAGCUUAUCUGCAACUGAGGCAAGCUUCACACUGAGAUUCGUAGGUGGGUUUGGCACCAUCUUUUAUCCAACCACUAUUGUUCAGCACUUCAGCAGCUGACGUGAAAUUGUGAAUUUAGUUCAAGUUUUCUGUCAGCAGUUUCACCGGAUUACUUGGUACGACCGGUAAUUUAGGACAAAUCAUUUGGCUUCUGUUGAUCUCAAAUGUGAAGCUAAUUUGAAGCUAUAUAAGGACUAAAGUAAACAAAACGCCACCAUCUUCGGUGGAGGGAUUGUUAAAAUACAGGAAUUCGUCCAUGUGCGAACAUAUAGAUUUGAUGACAUUAUCAUUGCCUCUUAAAACAUUGUCUGAGCGGGAAUUUUUAUGCACAUAUGAAAUUGAAUCUAUGUUACGAUUCCAUGACUACAACUAGAAAUGAACAUUUGCAUUAAGUCUCUGAUGGUACUGUUAUGACCAACGUUCUAGAGAGAAAAGUAAAAUUUGUGAAGUGAUUUGCCUGUUGAAUUGUCAGUCUUUUUCUAGAAAAAUGUUUCAGAAAAUGUCUCUGAUGUUACUGUUAUGACCAACGUUCCAGAAAAACGUUCUAAAGAGAAAAGUAAAACUUGUAAAGUGAUUUACCUGUUGAAUUGCCCUUAUGAAGCUUCCCACGAUCUUUACUUUGUAUAUCUCUUGCGACUCGACUGCAUAGGUGCUUUCAAACUACAUUCCCCUAGUAGCAAAUCUUAAGCAUCCCUGCUGUACGUGGGCACCUGGCCGUGCCGCCCACGGGCUAGCACGGCACGGCACGGUUAGAGCACGACACGAGCACGAAAUAAAUGGGCUAGCCCGACACGAGCACGAAUAAUUUAUGGGCAGUGCCGGGCCUAAACGUCAUGAGCACGGGCACGAGCACGACACAAUAUAUAACUGGGCCGUGUCGGGCCUAAUAUUUUCGAGACUUUAUUAAGUAUAAGAACGAACAUGGCACGAAAAUAAUAUUUAUUUGAUAGAAAAUAAGUAUAAAAAGAAUUAUAGGUU